GGGGUGUCUGUGUGGAGAGAGAAGGGGCUCCUUCCUUCCUUCCAGACUCGCUGCCCUCAGGGCUGCAAGCUUCCUUGCUGCUCUUGCUCCGGGGGCCGGGCCUUGGAAGAGCAGGAGCAGCUCCUCCUGGUUGCACGGCGUAGUAGUUGACCGGGUAACAGAGGGGGAGGAGGAGAGAGAGAGAGAGAGAGAAAGGGAAAGGGAGAGUGGCGGAGGAAUGUGGCCUCCGAGGGGCUGAAAGAUGGUGGCUGCUGCUGCUGCUGCUGCUGGGGAAGGAGGGCUGGCAGCCAUGCCUAAGGUGUUGGAGGAGCCGGACGGAAAGGCAGCCGUGAGCUGAACAGCAACGGCAGUGGAUUUAUCCAGUUUGGGAUCUUAUUUAUUUUUAGCGUAAUCCGGAGGAGUGGCAGCUAUCAUGACUGUCUUCAGGCAAGAGAACCUGGAUGAUCACUAUGAGGUCGGAGAGGAACUUGGCAGUGGGCAGUUUGCAGUAGUAAGGAAAUGUCGUGAGAAGAGCACUGGUUCACAAUAUGCUGCAAAAUUCAUCAAGAAACGAAGAACAAAAUCCAGUCGUCGAGGAGUGAGUCGAGAAGAUAUUGAACGAGAAGUGAACAUAUUAAAAGAAAUUCAGCACCCCAAUGUGAUUACGCUGCAUGAUGUUUAUGAAAGUAAAAUGGAUGUAAUUCUUAUUCUGGAACUUGUUGCAGGAGGGGAACUGUUUGAUUUUUUAGCUGAAAAAGAAUCCCUAACUGAAGAGGAAGCCACAGAGUUUCUCAAGCAAAUCCUUAAUGGUGUUGACUAUCUCCACUCUUUGCAAAUUGCACACUUUGAUCUCAAGCCUGAGAACAUAAUGCUGCUGGAUAGAAAUGUGCCAAAGCCUCGCAUCAAGAUCAUUGACUUUGGCUUAGCACACAAAAUAGACUUUAGCAAUGAGUUUAAGAACAUUUUUGGGACACCUGAAUUUGUUGCUCCUGAAAUAGUUAACUAUGAACCACUGGGUCUUGAGGCAGAUAUGUGGAGCAUUGGUGUGAUCACUUACAUUCUCCUGAGUGGUGCAUCACCAUUUCUUGGAGAGACAAAACAAGAAACCUUAGCAAAUGUGUCUGCAGUGAACUAUGACUUUGAGGAAGAAUUUUUCAGUAAUACCAGUGCACUAGCUAAAGAUUUUAUAAGAAGACUUCUAGUUAAGGAUCCAAAGAAGAGAAUGACAAUUCAGGACAGCUUACAGCAUCCCUGGAUCAAGGUUAGUAAACAAAAUCAGUUCAUUGAUACACCAGGCAAUAAGGAAAUACCAGAAGAGGAAAGGAACCAGUAUGAUGAGGAAGAUUCAUUUGUAAUGAAAGCCAUCAUACAUGCCAUCAAUGAUGACAACGUUCCUGGUCUCCAGCACCUUCUGGGGUCUUUAACCAAUUAUGACAUCAAUCAACCAAACAAGCAUGGAACACCUCCAUUUCUAAUUGCAGCUGGAUGUGGGAAUAUUCAAAUGCUUCAGUUAUUUCUGAAGCGAGGCGCUCGCAUUGACGUCCAGGAUAAGGCAGGAUCUAAUGCAAUCUACUGGGCAUCUCGACACGGUCAUGUAGAAACUCUGAAAUUUCUCUAUGGAAAUAAAUGUCCUUUGGAUGUUAGAGACAAGUCUGGAGAAACUGCACUCCAUGUAGCAUCCCGGUAUGGUCAUGUUGAUGUGGUUCAGUACCUGUGCAGCACUGGAUCAAAUCCAAAUUUUCAAGAUAAAGAAGAAGAAACACCUUUGCACUGUGCUGCUUGGCAUGGCUACUACCUUGUUACCAAAGCACUGUGCAAGGCAGGCUGUAAUGUGAACGUUAAAAAUAGAGAAGGGGAAACCCCACUCUUGACAGCAUCAGCUAGAGGUUACCAUGAUAUUGUGGAAUGUUUGGCAGAACAUGGCGCUGACCUUGAUGCAACUGACAAGGAUGGACAUAUAGCUCUUCACCUGGCAGUCCGAAGAUGUCAGAUGGAAGUGGUUAAAACGCUCAUCAGUCAGGGAUGUUCUAUAGAUUUCCAGGACAGACAUGGGAACACUCCUAUUCAUGUAGCCUGCAAAGAUGGAAACAUCCCCAUCGUGAUGGCACUCUGUGAAGCAAAUUGUAACAUUGAUGUCACUAAUAAGUAUGGGCGAACACCUCUACAUCUGGCAGCAAACAAUGGCAUUCUUGAUGUUGUCCGAUACCUCUGUCUCAGUGGAGCUAAUGUGGAAGCUUUAACAUCUGAUGGAAAAACAGCAGAAGAUUUGGCUAGAGCUGAGCAGCAUGAGCAUGUAGCCAGUCUACUUACAAGGCUAAAAAAGGAUACACAUAGAGCAAUGUUCAUCCACCAACUUAGACCUACUCAUAAUCUACAGCCAAGAAUAAAACUUAAGCUCUUUGGCCAUUCUGCAUCUGGGAAAACUACUCUGGUAGAGUCCCUAAAGUGUGGGCUGUUGAGAAGCUUUUUCAGAAGGCGCAGACCAAGGCUUUCUUCUACAAACUCAGUCAGGUUUCCUCCUUCACCGUUAUCUAAUAAGCCAUCAGUUUCAGUAAGUAUUACCAACCUCUACCCUGGCUGUGAGAAUGUGAGCGUCAGAAGCCGGAGCAUGAUGUUUGAGCCAGGCCUGACCAAAGGGAUGUUGGAAGUAUUUGUUUCGCCUUCUCACCAUUCCCACAGCUCAACAGAUGACCAAUCUACCAAGGCCAUUGAUGUUCAGAAUGCUUACUUGAAUGGAGUUGGUGACUUUAGUGUGUGGGAAUUCUCUGGGAAUCCUGUGUAUUUCUGCUGCUACGAUUAUUUUGCUGCAAACGAUCCCACCUCAGUUCACAUUGUGCUUUUUAGCCUUGAGGAACCCUAUGAAAUACAGUUGAAUCAAGUGACCUUUUGGCUUAGUUUCCUAAAAUCACUUGUCCCAGUUGAAGAACCUAUAGCAUUUGGAGGAAAGCUGAAAACUCCACUGCAUGUUGCACUCGUGGCUACUCAUGCCGACAUUGUAAAUCUUCCACGUUCUACUGGAGGAGAAUUCCUAUAUGACAAGGAUACAUCACUUUUGAAAGAAAUUAGGAAUAGGUUUGGGAAUGACCUCCAUAUUUUGGAUAGAUUAUUUGUUUUGGAUGCUGGUGCAUCUGGCUCAAAAGAUAUGAAAAUUCUUCGGAAUCACCUUCAAGAAUUGCGCAGUCAAAUUAUCUCUGCAUGUCAACCUGUGACCCACUUGUGUGAAAAAAUCAUCUCCACCUUACCAUCAUGGAGAAAAAUGAAUGGACCCAACCAACUCAUGUCAUUGCAGCAGUUUGUAUAUGAUGUGCAGGAUCAGCUUAAUCCAUUAGCAAGUGAAGAUGAGUUAAGACAUAUUUCACAGCAGUUGCACAGUAUAGGAGAAAUCAAUAUCAUGCAGAGUGAAACUGUCCAAGAUGUUGUCCUACUGGAUCCUCGUUGGCUGUGUUCAAAUGUCCUUGGAAAACUCCUGUCAGUAGAAAACCCCAAAGCUCUCCAUCACUAUAGAGGUCGGUAUACAAUAGAAGACAUCCAGCGCCUAAUACCAGACAGUGAUAUAGAAGAACUUAUACAGAUCUUGGAUGCCAUGGAUAUCUGCGCCAGAGAUCUCAGCAGUGGAACAAUGAUUGACAUCCCUGCCUUGAUCAAGACUGAUAGCCUCCAUAGAUCUUGGGCUGAUGAAGAGGAUGAAGUGAUGAUUUAUGGUGGUGUAAGAAUUGUUCCUGUGGAACACCUAACCCCGCUUCCGUGUGGAAUUUUCCACAAAGUUCAGGUAAAUCUGUGCAGGUGGAUUCAUCAACAGAGUACAGAGGGAGAUGCAGAUAUACGUCUGUGGGUAAACGGAUCAAAGAUUGUGAACCGUGGAGCUGAGCUUCUUGUGCUACUUGUCAACAAUGGUCAAGGAAUUGAAGUUCAAGUCAGAGGCCUGGAAACAGAGAAGAUCAAAUGCUGCUUAUUCCUAGACUCAGUGUGUAGUACUAUUGAUAAUCUGAUGGCCACAACAUUGCCAGGUCUCUUAACAGUCAAACAUUAUCUCAGUCCUCAGCAACUGAGGGAACAUCAUGAACCAGUUAUGAUCUAUCACCCAAGAGAUUUUUUCCGGGCACAGAGUCAAAAGGAGACUUCGCUAACUAAUACCAUGGGUGGAUAUAAAGAAAGCUUUAGCAGUAUAUUGUGCUUUGGCUGUCUUGAUGUCUACUCACAGGGAAACUUGGGGAUGGAUAUCCAUGUAUCAGAUCUGAAUCUGCUUACAAGGAGAAAAUUGAGUCGGCUUCUGGACCCACCAGAUCCCAUGGGCAAGGACUGGUGCCUUCUUGCUAUGAACUUGGGCCUUCCUGAUCUCGUGGCAAAAUAUAAUAUAAACAAUGGGAAUCAACAUGACUUUAUACCAAGCCCGUCCUAUGCCCUUCUGCAUGAAUGGGGCAAUGCCCCUGAAAGUUCUGUGGGUAUCCUCAUGUCCAAGUUGAGGGAACUGGGCCGCAGAGAUGCAGCUGACUUUUUACUAAAAGCAUCCUCUGUGUUCAGAGUCAGUCUAGAUGCAAAUGGCCAAGAAGCCUAUGCUUCAAGCUGUAACAGUGGGACAUCAUACAAUUCAAUUAGCUCGGUUGUUUCUCGGUGAAAGCAAAUUCUAGAAAGCGUACAUUUUUCUAAUUGCAGCUGAUGAGAAAGGAUUCCAUAUGGCAGUUUUGUAUGUAUUAAUAAAUGUCUCCAUCAGUGGCUUGCCACCAUUCCCCCAGCAUCACUUUUAAAUGACCAUCUACUUUUUAACUGUGACCUGUUGCUCUUAUUUUAGUUUUAAAAGGCUGGUGUACUUCUGGUAUUUUACCAUUCUGAUUAUACAUUGUGCUGCUUAAAUAAUCAUUUUAAAUAGAAGGACUCCAGCUUUUCAGUAACCAAGAAAGGGUUUUUUAAUAUAUAUAAAAGAAAACAUUUUCUUAACAGAAUAUGACUAUGUAAUGUGAUUAAAGCUCAUUCUUAUGUCCUUAUUUUUAUUCAUUGUGCUUGUUUAAUUUUUUUAAAAGAUAUUUAUAGCAAAGUAAUGCUAUUCUAUUUGGAUUUUAACACCAAGCUUAGGAACAAAAAAGUGAGUGCCUUUUGCAGAAGAUAAUGUGGUUAAAAUCAAGUGAUCCUGUUAAGCUGUAAGACAAUGCUACCUCUAUUUCACUGUCUGCAUGCUGGCUGUUACAAGUGGUGCUUGCCUUUGUGUUUUCCUGAAGUUUUAAGAUACUCAUUCUGCUGAAGAGCUUUCAUGUUGGAUACCAACAUGAGAGUAGAAACAUAUAAGACAUUAUCAGUUUUAUUUCCGUUUAAGUGGAAUGAAAUUUUAAAAACCCAUGAACUUGCACCUUCCAUUAUUUCCACAUAUCUCAGGUAAAGAUUUGACACAAAUGUAAAGUUCACCAAGGCACAGAUACAAGUGUUAACUAAAUGGACUUAUUCUGUAUUUUAACAGUGAUCAUUUGUGCAAAUCAAAUGGUUUGACUUUCAGAUACUAGUGUGCUUAUUUCUUAUACUUGAAGGUUUACUUUUUUUAAUUAAGGAAAGCAAGAAUUUCUUGCAGUGAGAGAACUUAAAAUUGGUAUGAGGGAACAAGACUAUUUCUUCUGUUCUGAAAAGCAUGUAAUGUUAAUGGUACAAGAUAUAUUAUGUGUAUAUACAAAUAUAAGGUAUGUAUAUAUAUUAAUACUGUUUUUCCUUAAUCUUUGUUGUAGUAAAAUUUCAAAGGAUUUUUUUUUUACAAAUAAACUGUUGCCUGUUGCAACUUUUUCACCA
Molecule: messenger RNA, 5748 nt
Organism: Sceloporus undulatus (fence lizard)
Lineage: Eukaryota; Metazoa; Chordata; Lepidosauria; Squamata; Phrynosomatidae
Gene: DAPK1
Product: death associated protein kinase 1
Exons: 25
Coding region: 413-4594 (1393 amino acids)
Biological process (GO): protein phosphorylation; positive regulation of apoptotic process; intracellular signal transduction
Cellular component (GO): nucleus; cytoplasm
Molecular function (GO): protein serine/threonine kinase activity; ATP binding; protein binding
Source: RefSeq, a predicted model, not a curated record